UAUACAUACAGAAGAUAUAGCUAUGCUUUCAUCAAAUUUCUUUACUUAUUUCGUAUCAUAUUUUCUCAUAUUAACAACUUGUUUCUCCAACAAUGUAUCCGGGGAAGCAAUCUCAUUCGACUUCCAAUCACUUUCUCUAAACACCUUAAAUUUAUUAGGUGAUGCCCAUUUGGUAAAUACGAGUAUAAAACUAACUCGAGACUUAACUGUCCCGAGUUCUGGUUCCGGGGCGGUCUUAUACAAGAAACCUAUCAGGUUUAAACGCCCCGAAAGCAGUAUUGUAACAAGUUUCACUUGUUUUUUCUCGUUUUCCAUCCCCAACUUGAGUCCGGGCUCAGUUGGGGGUGGUUUGUCUUUUGUAAUGUCCCCAACGGACGGAACGGUUGGGGACGCUGGUGGGUACCUGGGAAUACCCACCGGGGCAGUUGGUAUUGAAUUUGAUACAUUAAUGGAUGUUGAAUUUAAUGAUAUUAAUGGUAACCAUCUGGGUGUGGAUUUAAAUUCAAUGAUUUCAAGUCAUGUUGCGGAUUUGGAUAUAAUUAAUGUGGAUUUAACAAGUGGUGAUCAGGUUAACUCGUGGGUCGAGUUCAACGGGUCAACUCAGCAACUCGAUGUUUGGGUUUCGUACUCGAAUGCGAAACCGAAUUCGCCUGUUUUAUCAGUUUCAGUUGAUCUUCAUAAAUACGUAAACGAGUUCAUGUUUGUUGGUUUCACCGGGUCGACUCAGGGUAGUACUGAAGUCCACUCGGUUGAAUGGUGGACUUUCACUUCAUCUUUUGAUGACAGUCCACCGAGCUCUCCUCCUCCAACCGUUAAUUUAACAAACCCGAACUUUGACUCGGUUGACACGCUGCCACCGUCCAUAGCACCGACCGAGUCAACUCGGGCUCGCCCAUCUACACAGAAGAGAAGUAAAUGUAAUAAGUUGUGUAAAGAAGGAGCAGGGGCUGUUGUGGGGGUUGUGACAGCAGGUGCAUUUUUUUUAGCAUUAUGUACAAUGUUUUUAAUAUGGGUUUAUACCAGAAAAGUUAAAAAGUCCAAAAAGCCACAACUUUUUGAUAGUGAAAUUAUUAAAACCCCUAAAGAGUUUUCGUACAAAGAGCUAAAACUAGCUACAAAAUCUUUUGACCCGACCCGGGUGAUCGGGCAUGGAGCAUUUGGGACUGUUUAUAGGGGUGUGUUAUCGGUUUCGGGUGAGGUUGUGGCUGUGAAGAGGUGUAGUCAUAGUGGUGGGCAAGGAAUGGCUGAGUUUUUAUCCGAGUUAUCGAUAAUAGGAACGCUUAGACACCGUAAUCUAGUGAGGUUGCAAGGUUGGUGUCAUGAAAAAGGUGAAAUUUUGCUUGUGUAUGACUUGAUGCCAAAUGGGUCACUUGAUAAGGCGUUAUUUGAGUCGAAAAUGGUCUUGCCGUGGGUUCAUAGGAGCAAGAUUUUGAUGGGUGUGGCAUCCGCAUUGGCAUAUUUGCAUCAAGAAUGUGAAAAUCAAGUUAUUCAUAGAGAUGUGAAAAGUAGUAAUGUCAUGUUAGAUGAAGGGUUCAAUGCGAAAUUGGGUGAUUUCGGGUUGGCUAGAAAGAUUGAGCAUGAUAAGUCACCAGACGCCACCAUGGCGGCUGGGACGAUGGGCUACUUAGCACCUGAGUAUUUGUUAACGGGCCGGGCUAGUGACAAAACCGAUGUUUUUAGCUAUGGUGCGGUUGUGCUAGAAGUGGCUAGCGGGCGUCGUCCCAUUGAGAAAGAGGCGACUGGGGUCACAAACACGAGGGAGAAUCGUAAUUUGGUGGAAUGGGUAUGGGGUUUGCAUAAAGAAGAGAAGUUGUUGGCUGCGGCUGACCCGCGGCUGUGUGGGGAGUUUGACGAGGCCGAGAUGCUGAAAGUGUUGUUAAUCGGGUUGGUGUGUUCACACCCAGACCCGAUGGUUCGGCCCACAAUGCGAAAUGUGGUUCAAAUGCUAGUGGGUGAGGCUGAGGUGCCUGUGGUGUCGAGGGCCAAGCCAUCAAUAAGUUUUAGUACUUCACAUUUGCUAUUGAAGUUGCAAGAUAGUGUGUCUGAUUUGAAUGGGCUGGUUAACAUUUCAACUUCCUCAUCAGAACAUAGCUUCAAUGGUAGUGGGAUGGACAUGGUUUAACCCUAACCCAAAUGGCACAACCCACUCCAAAAUCCAUGGAAUUUGGGUCGGUUUAUAUUAUACAGGAUUGUGACUUAUUGUAUACUUAUUUAUUGAUUCAUUAUUGGUUGAUAUAUAGUGCAAUGUAAUUGAUUUGAUUAGUUGAAAUGGACAAUAAUUGAUUAAUGUGAA
Molecule: messenger RNA, 2293 nt
Organism: Erigeron canadensis
Lineage: Eukaryota; Viridiplantae; Streptophyta; Magnoliopsida; Asterales; Asteraceae
Product: L-type lectin-domain containing receptor kinase VIII.1-like
Exons: 1
Coding region: 23-2122 (699 amino acids)
Biological process (GO): protein phosphorylation
Cellular component (GO): plasma membrane
Molecular function (GO): ATP binding; carbohydrate binding; protein kinase activity
Source: RefSeq, a predicted model, not a curated record